Messenger RNA from Nematolebias whitei (Rio pearlfish), 3810 nucleotides. RefSeq names its product ubiquitin specific peptidase 36 (gene usp36). The coding region runs from base 125 to 3571 and encodes 1148 amino acids. Gene Ontology annotation, cellular component: cytosol; nucleus. Gene Ontology annotation, biological process: regulation of apoptotic process; protein deubiquitination. Lineage: Eukaryota; Metazoa; Chordata; Actinopteri; Cyprinodontiformes; Rivulidae. Gene Ontology annotation, molecular function: cysteine-type deubiquitinase activity; cysteine-type endopeptidase activity. The record is from RefSeq and is a predicted model, not a curated record. The transcript has 20 exons.
UUGUUGGCUCCGCCCUCUCAUAAUGCAGCAUGGGCAAAAAAUAGCCGACUAGGUAGCUUCAGUGAGGUAGCAAACUCCUUUUGUUGAAUAUUUUGACCGGUUGAACUUAAGUGAUGUACCAACAAUGCCGAUAGUGGAUAAACUCAAAGAGGCGCUAAAACCUGGCCGGAAGGACACGGGUGAUGAGGGUGACCUCAACAAGCUACUGGCGUCUUCGGCUAAAAAGGUCCUUUUGCAGAAAAUAGAGUUUGAGCCUGCCAGCAAGGGUUUCUCCUAUCAGCUGGACAGCCUGAAGAACAAGUAUGUUAUCCUCAAUCCCAGAUCAGAGGGGGCUAUAGGGCAGAGGGCGACAGAGCCUGCUCUUAUAAAGAGGCAAGCCUCCGAGAAUGUGGUUGGGAGUCAGGGCGAUGGGAUCCCAGCCCCGCAGAAGAUGCUUUUUCCAGGGAACAAGCUUGCACUCAAAUGGGAGCGUGUGUACAGGGUGGGGGCUGGCCUUCACAACCUGGGAAACACCUGCUUCCUCAACUCCACCAUUCAGUGUCUCACCUACACCCCACCACUGGCCAACUACUUGCUGUCAAAGGAGCACAGUCGUGCCUGUCACCAGUCAGGCUUUUGUAUGAUCUGUGUGAUGCAGAACCAUAUCAUCCAAGCCUUUGCUAACACAAGCAAUGCCAUUAAGCCUGUGUCCUUCAUCAGAGACCUAAAAAAAAUUGCUCGCCAUUUUCGCUUUGGAAGCCAAGAGGACGCUCACGAGUUUUUACGGUACACCAUCGACGCCAUGCAGAAAGCCUGUCUCAACGGCUACCCCAAGCUGGAUAGGCAGACGCAGGCCACAACACUGGUCCACCAGAUCUUUGGAGGUUACCUCAGGUCACGGGUGAAAUGUUCGGUUUGCAAAAGUGUUUCAGACACAUAUGACCCCUAUCUGGACAUCGCUGUUGAGAUCCGGCAAGCUGCAAACAUCGUGCGAGCCCUGGAGCUGUUUGUUAAACCAGACGUUUUGAGCGGAGAGAACGCCUACAUGUGCGCAAAGUGCAAAAAGAAAGUGCCGGCCACCAAGCGCUUCACGGUCCAUCGAACGUCUAACGUGCUGACGCUUUCACUCAAAAGGUUUGCCAACUUUAGUGGAGGAAAAAUAACCAAGGACGUUGGUUACCCAGAGUUUCUGAACAUCCGCCCCUACAUGUCCCAGAGCUCAGGUGAUCCUGUUAUGUAUGGUCUUUAUGCUGUCCUGGUGCACUCUGGUUACAGCUGUCAUGCUGGCCACUACUACUGCUACAUCAAGGCGAGCAAUGGUCAGUGGUACCAAAUGAACGACUCAAUGGUGCACUCGAGCAACAUCAAAGUGGUUUUGAACCAGCAGGCCUACGUUCUUUUCUACCUGAGGAUACCUGAAACAAAGAAGAAUGCAGAUGGACAGGCCACCAAGCAGGGAAUGUUGCAUUCUGGGAAAAAUGGUGCAUCGUCAGAGCAAAUUAAAAGGGCCAACCUGAAUGGGCCUCUUUCCUCCCCACAAGUCACAAAGAAACUUGAGCCUGCUCAGCUGCGUAAGAUCCAGUCUAUGGACGGUGGUUUGGGUUUGCCCAUUUCCAGGAAUGGUGUGAACUCCCAGUCCCAGCCCAGAUUCUCCAACUGGACGUCAUCCUCCAACGGUCAACCAAAGCUGCAGAAUGGACCCACUGUUAUUGAGGAACCUUUCAAAAAGGUUAAAAAGCCCACUCAGCAGAGCCAGGCGCAGUCCCGCAGUACCACCCCCACUCCUUCCAACAACGGGUUCACCAGGACGGAGGGGGAUAAAAAACAAGGUGGUGAGGGAAGAGGCAUGGCAGCAUCUACCUCCUUUAAGUCUUUGUCUGACUCUUCCUCUGCUGACACCACUGACUCAAAGGAGUCGGUUGGUCCCAAAAGUGAACCGGCGAGAGGGACCCCCUCCACUCCUCGGAAAGGCUCCAGCAGCUUGGCGUCUCCAGCGAGGAGCGUGGAGCGCUCUCCGAGCACAGAGGAGCAAAAGACGGCAAAAAUCAAACCCCCGGCCCUCAACAACAUCGCAUCUGAAGCCACCAGCACCAUGUCACCCCCACCUGCCAAGAAACUGGCGCUGUCAGCCAAGAAGGCUUACAGUCGGACUCUGAGCAACAUUGAUGUUCUGCCUCAUUUGCCAAACCAGCUCUCCUCUGACCAUUUGCAUCCAAAUCAACUUAACUUCCUCGCCAAUGCCUCAUCCACUCACAGAGUCGGUUCGUUCCAUUCAUCUAAAGCCCUGUCGUCACCUCGUACCCACUCAUGUGAAUCCGCGCAGAAGAGCCCUCACAAACGGUCCCCUCUCACCACAUCGCAAAAACCAAAUGCCAACCUUUCCCAUCAAACCAACGGGUUUCACAGUUCAGGCUCAAAGAGCCCCAAGUCUUCCAACAAUCUAAGCUCUGUGGCUGAAGACCCAAACACUGACCCGCCGUCUCAAAACGCCAACCAAAAGAAGAAGAAGAAGAAACGACGGCAUUCUGAGAUGGAAGGUGACGCAGAGACUUUUACGUCCCAACUUGCGCUCACACAGUCCAGCCCCGCGGAGGCCGUCAGUGCGAAGAGGUGCAAGAAAAAAAAGAAAAAGCGAAAGCACGAGAGUGACGACGGAGAGCAGUUGAUAGAGAGGGAAUGCAUUGAGUCUCAUUUGGACACAUCAAAUCAGGAGGAUUGGUGUCAGAGUGGCGUAUGGAGCCUGACCUCUCAUUCAGAUGCAGAGUCGAAGCAGAAGGCUCAAGUUUCUGCUGCAAGUACAACGCAGCGCGAGUCACAUCAGAACGAACAGGAACAGGGUUCUGUGAAUAAGAAGAAGAAGAAGAAGAGAAAGAAGAAAAAGAGGAUUGAACUGCAAGAGGCUUUGCAGGAAAUGAAUUCUACAUGCUCUACAUCAGAAAGAAAUUCUGAGCCACAGCCCACAGAAACUUGUGAUGACACACAGGACUCUAUAAAGACGGAAAAUAGGUUAACUGUGAAGAAAAAGAAGAAGAAGAAGCUAAAAGAAGAGCUGCGGCUGCUGAAGGAGAGCCAGCCCUCUGAUGACAGCCCUGCAGAGGAGCCCCCUUUCAACAAAACCACCUCAGACCACGGCAAAGUUGGCAAACAGAGCACAGCUCCAGCUGUAAUGUGGGACAGUCAGGUAAAGGACGGCUACAAACGCUGCAAGGCCCGAGCGGCUAAUGGGGCUGUGUCGGUGGAGGCUUCAAAAGCUGCUCCCUCUGCAGCCUGGGAUGGAAAGAAGAGCAGCGACGUUGUUGGCGAGCUCCUCAAGAACUCCACAGAUAAAGCCUACGGAGCCUCCGUCCUGAGCUGGGACGGAGAGGUCUCCGCUGUUAGUAAAGAUGCCAUCGAGGAUGUGCGCAGUGCCAUGCGCGACACUGUGAUCGACGAGUGGGAUGAAGACUUCGACAGAGGAAAGGUGAAGAAGAUGAAGAACUAUAAAAGAGAGAAGUGGAGGACUAGCAGCAACUUUUUCCAGAAGGUUCAGGAUCACUGGAACAAGUGGUCAGUUUUACCCGGAGGGAAGAGGGUCUUUGGAGUCCGACGCUGAAAGACUGGAAAUUGGGACAAUUACCGCAAACUUCUGUUUAUUUUUUUAUUAUUUGUUUUCUUAUGUCAUUUUUCAAAUUUAGGAGUGAUAAACUGACCCUAAGAUUAAAUCUGGACAAAUGAAUUUGAUUUCCCAAAAUCAAAUUUUAAUCUAAACGUCUAAAAGUCUCCGAACAUUCAGGUUUCACCAGAAAACCCUCACAGAUCCAUUUCACUAUUUAGGGUAUGUUAGCAGCCUUC